Molecule: messenger RNA, 666 nt
Organism: Hydatigera taeniaeformis
Lineage: Eukaryota; Metazoa; Platyhelminthes; Cestoda; Cyclophyllidea; Taeniidae
Source: the annotation of a GenBank genome assembly
AUGGUGUUCCCUGGUACAUUAUUACUUAUUCUGGGUGAGCCAGCACCAAUCGAUGUUAACUGCACAGACGGUAUCCGCUGGAUUUGGGUAGUCUUUCGGCAGUGUGCCGUAUCGCCGCAGGAGAUAGUCGCAGUUACUUUCGGCCUCCUCUCAACUACUAUAUGGGUCGUGUUCGCCGUUCCUCAAAUCGUAGAGAACUGUCGCAAAGGCAUUCCUGACCAAGCCGUUUCACCAUUUUUGCUUCUGUGUUUCUUAGUCGGUGACACUGUUAAUCUUGCCGGUUGCAUUUUCGUUCAUCAGCUACCCUUGCAGGUGAGUCACGACUCGACCUUCUACGGUUUUACUAGUAGCCUGGUUGUUGGGUAUGUGCUGGGUUGGAUAUCUGCUUCAAUUUAUAUUUCCUCAAGAAUUCCCCAAAUACUAAAAAAUUGGCGACGUGGCUCAACGGAUGGUCUCAGUCCAAUAACCUUUAUCUUCGCCAUCGUGGGAAAUGUUGCGUACGCAUUGCAGACCUUUUUGACUUCCGUCGAGCUCACGUUCAUCAUCCGCGCCCUCCCUUGGCUCUUCGGUUCCCUGGGUGUCGUCCUCUUUGAUCUCAUUUUUUGCCGCUAUCAUGGAAGGGGCUACAUUUCACUGGAGGAGGAUGUCGAAGUUACCACGUGUUGA